Molecule: messenger RNA, 1396 nt
Organism: Nylanderia fulva
Lineage: Eukaryota; Metazoa; Arthropoda; Insecta; Hymenoptera; Formicidae
Product: dnaJ homolog subfamily B member 6
Molecular function (GO): Hsp70 protein binding
Source: RefSeq, a predicted model, not a curated record
AACUUUGUUUGAGACCAACUUCACGACGUUGUUGCGUUUCUCCACUCUUGUUCGCGAACGUGCGCUUUCCUUCCGCUCGGGGGAAAGGCAAAACAGUUUAACUUUUAAUCAUUAAAAUCAACUGAAACGAUUGACGAUUAACGUGCAACGGACAGGAGCCAUUUUCCCGGUGGUUUCCUAAGCCUUGAUUCCGGACGUGCCGAACGAUGGUCGACUAUUACAAAGUGCUCGAAGUGCAGCGAAAUGCUGGCGGUGUAGAGAUCAAAAAAGCGUAUAGAAAGUUGGCAUUGAAAUGGCAUCCAGACAAGAAUCCGGAUAAUUUGGAAGAGGCAAAUAAAAGAUUCAAGGAGAUCUCAGAAGCUUAUGAAGUUUUGAGCGAUGAUGUGAAGAGACGCACUUACGAUCAGCGCUUAUAUCAGAAGGCGGCAUCAAGGCCUGGCCGUGGAUUCACCUUCCGAAGUUUCUUUGAUUCUCCUUUCCAGCGAUAUUUCGAAAAGAAGAGGCGCGUUUACGAUCAGUAUGGCAAGGAAGGUCUUCAAAUGCCCGGAAGCAAACGACGCCAUGGAGAUGACUUUGAUUCGCACUUUGCCGGCACGUUCGUCUUCAGAGAUCCCGAGGAAGUAUUUAGAGAAUUUUUCGACGGUGUACCGUUCGAAGAUUUAUUUGCCGGUUUUCACGGCUGUUCCCGAAGAGGCGCUACGGGGAGACACGGUCAUCCGACUAAUAAUAGUCUGAGUACUUCCUUCUUCGGUCCCUUUGGAUUCGGCUUUCGUUUACCGUUCGACAAUUUAAUGGAGAAUGCCAGCGCAACGGGCAACUUUACCUCUUUUAAUACUUUUACUAGUUUCGACGGAGCGAGCAGUGGUGCCGCUGUGAAACGUACCAGUACGUCGACCCGUUUCAUCGACGGAAAGAAAAUUACAACUAAAAAAGUCUUGGAAAAUGGGAAAGAAACUAUAAUGUCUUACGAAAACGAUGUACUGAAAUCGAAGACGGUGAACGGCGUACCACAGUCAAUAACGUUCGACGAAGCAUCGACGAGUCGACAAGUCUGUGAGAACGUCAAUGAUAACACGAUGGGUAGCCACAGCUCGAACGCGAUCCACAGCGACUAUCUAAAAGCUAGCAGAGUAAAGACGCGUCAUCAUCCGCACACGAGUAAGAAGCACGAUAGAAGUAAGAGGAAAUAAAUUUUGCUCUUGUCAAGUUCCUUAUAUAUUCAAGUCGACAAGUAUGCGCUCUUAAUGUACUCGAUUGAUGUGAUUUGAUUCAAAUUUCAUGUGGUUUGAUUCAAAUUUUCAUUUUAUAUACAUAUAUGUCACUAUUAUCCACCAUCUACUAUCCAAUAGAAAUUUAAAAAAAAAUCAAAUAUUGCCAAUUUAUAUAUAAAGUUAUU